Molecule: messenger RNA, 731 nt
Organism: Myotis daubentonii (Daubenton's bat)
Lineage: Eukaryota; Metazoa; Chordata; Mammalia; Chiroptera; Vespertilionidae
Product: nuclear pore complex protein Nup50-like
Exons: 1
Coding region: 32-667 (211 amino acids)
Source: RefSeq, a predicted model, not a curated record
CCCGUGGCCACCACCCUGGAGCUUCGAAAAAAUGGCCAAAAGAAUUGCUGAGAAGGAACUGACAGAUAGGAAUUGGGAUCAAGAAGACGAAGCCGAAGAGGUGGGAACAUUCUCAGUGGCCAGUGAGGAAUUGUUGAAGAAUAGAGCCAUAAAGAAAGCAAAGCGUAGAAAUGUUGGAUGCGAAUCUGAUGGUGGAGGGGCCUUUAAAGGCUUUAAAGGGCUGGUGGCACCUUCUGGAGGAGGAGGGUUUUCUGGAUUCGGUGCUUGUGUUGGAGGGAAGCCUUUGGAAGGACUGUCCAAUGGAAACAGCAUGACAGGUGCCCCGCGCUUCUCCAGUGCGAGAGCUGCCACUGAGACCAAGGUGGCCUUUGGAUCUGUUGCUGCAAAUGGCCCCGCCUCCUUGGUUGAUAAGAUUUCAAACCCCAAAAGGAAUGGUGACAGUCAGCAGUCCUCUGGUCUUGCCUCGAGCACCACUCACCAAGGGAACGCCUACCACAAGCAGCUGGCGGCCUUGAACUGUUGUGUGCGGGACUGGAUCGUGAAGCAUGUGAACGCGAACUUGCUGUGCGAUCUGACGCCUGUCUUUAAAGACUAUGAGAACUACUUAGCAGACAUUGAGCAGCAGCUUGGUGACAGCGGGAGCAGCGACUCUGAAAGGAAACCCUAGCAAAAUGUCACUCGACUCAUAGUCUCCCUCCCUAUUUGGUUCAACAAAGUCACAGCAAGAGUCA